Messenger RNA from Aspergillus aculeatus ATCC 16872, 1461 nucleotides. RefSeq lists its product as uncharacterized. The transcript is spliced from 8 exons. The coding region runs from base 1 to 1461 and encodes 486 amino acids. NCBI's taxonomy places the organism in Eukaryota, Fungi, Ascomycota, Eurotiomycetes, Eurotiales, Aspergillaceae. The record is from RefSeq and is a predicted model, not a curated record.
AUGGGUCGAAUCCCUUUUGUGACAAGCCCUUUGCACCCGUUCAAGUCCAAGCGUAGCACUCGGCAGAGCUCAACAUCUGAUAUUGUUUCCGACUUGUUUCUCGUGGCUGAUUUGACCUCCUUUGUGACUGUCCACGAUGUGAACAGUAGUAAGAUGCUGGCGUCCUAUGUCGGCUUCAUCGGUAUCUUGUGGUUCACGUGGUGCCAGGUCAGUCUGUACGACGUCUGGUUUGCCACGGACAGCAUCUUUGAGCGUGUGGCCCACGCGUGCCAUUUCGGCGUGAUGAUGGGGCUGGCCGUCAUCGGCCCCAACUUCCUGAGGCAGGACGCUUGGGGCCCCAUGCAGCAGCUGUCGCUGAUCCUUAUGGUGAGCCGCUUGGUACUCGCAUGUCAAUACGGCACGACGCUCUACUUCACAUGGCAUUACCGCAAGACUCGCGCGCUACUGUUGAUCACUUUGGUCUCGCUGCUGGCCGCUGCAGCUGUUUACUUUGGUACAUCGUUUGUGUUUCAGUUGCGCACCAGAUGGGACGCCUAUAUCGCGUGGUACUGCGUUUCCGUGACAGAGGUGCUUAUCAACGUGGUCGUGGCCGCGGUUUGGCCGGCUCUCUCGCUUGAGAAGACUCAUCUCGUGGAGAGGAUGACCUGCUUGACUUUGAUUAUCUUGGGCGAGGGUAUCAUUCUUUUGAACAAGGUUGUCAGCAUGAUCGGGAAGCUGAACCAGCGGUUCUUCCCCCCGGACACUGAAUUCUCAUAUCAUCCGACUCCCUCUCUAUCACAGUACCUGACUUACCAACUGUACUUCGACACCAUCAGCAGCGUAGAGGCACUAGGUCCGAUCGGCCAGCACCUGUGCGCUAUGCUCCACUUCCCCUUCCACGUCUGCCUCUGCCUCAUGAUGGAAGGGAUCAACCAAACCUUCAUCUGGGCACACCUCUGGGCCGGGAUCAGCCAGCUUUUCAAUCCCCUGAUGCGCGGGAUCAACAACAAUGCCCCGGUCGACGAACUCAGGGACAUGCUCGGGGAGGCGAUGGAUGACGUCCUGAACAGCUUCACCACCUACAUGGAUCAAUUCCACACCAUCAAUAGCUCCUACAACGCGACCAUCACACUGCCCCCCAACGCGACGGGGAUGAAGUUUAUCGAGAAGGCGUGGCCGGCAAUCAUGGGGACGAUACCCAAGGAAGAGGCGGCCAAGGCGAAUGUCACGUUCCAGGAGGAGAUCGACGCGGCCAUGAAGGUCUAUGAUCUUACUUUCGGCCUCUUCCUGAUCUUCACCACGGUCUUCGAAAUCCUAUCGCUUCCCCGCGAACUCAUCAUUUCGGCAUGCGCCGCGACAGCACGGGGAACGUCGCGCUCGUGGGGCUGGGCCUGGCGCUGCUCAGCCCGGAGUCUCAUGAACAUCACCGGAAAGAGCCAGGCAAUCGGCCAAUCACCGUGGGCACUCCAGCGCUGGCGCUGA